AUGGCCAUCCGGGAUCACUUCCGUCGCCGCAAGUCCAUUUGCGAGCCCAGCCAGGGCGAGCCGGACGGUUCCGAACCACCAAAAUCACCCGCCCUCCGCCUGGCCAAGACAUUCGGCUGGCGCUCAACGAAGGAGGAGAAGCCCAAGAAGAAGCCUAUGAAGGAUGAGAAGAGCGACCCGCGCGAGCGGCCCUUCAACGAGACCAACAUCAGACACCAGGAGAUCCUCAAUGGCUUCACCAUGACUUUCGGCAAGGGCCAGCGGCAGAUGAGCCGCGACCAUCACACGAGUUACAGCAGCAUCAACGUUAGCCCCGGCACGUCACGACACAACAGCGUGGAUGUGGACGAUAGCCCGCUCCGGAUGAACCCCUCACCUCGCCGACGGCAGUUCCGGUCCGUGCCGGAAGAGGAUGAGAGAUCCUGA
Molecule: messenger RNA, 426 nt
Organism: Colletotrichum spaethianum
Lineage: Eukaryota; Fungi; Ascomycota; Sordariomycetes; Glomerellales; Glomerellaceae
Exons: 1
Coding region: 1-426 (141 amino acids)
Source: RefSeq, a predicted model, not a curated record